UAGAAGCCGCUUAAUGUUCCGUUCGGUUGGAGAGAGUACAAUUUACGAUUGUCGAUCAACCAGUAUCGCUCAGGGCUCACAGUAGCAGAGAAAGCCGCGUCUAGCACAAAGCCAUGGCGUCGAUGGAUGUAGAAGGACCACAGUUAGGGUUUCCGCACUGGAAGCCUCUCCGUCGAAGGUUCGGCCCUGAAUCUCCUUUUUUCGCAUCUGGCAACAUCGAAAGAGAACUGCUUGCCAAACAGCUUGCAUUGGAUUUAACUGAAGAUGAAAGGCAUCAACUUCGGAAUAUGGUAGAUGAGGAAGGCAGGGGGGUUUUCUGUACCAUUGUUGGUUGUGGUGCUCGCUUGAGUUCCUUGGAGGAUUUUGAAGAUCACUAUAAUGCACGGCACACUGCAUCUUGUUCUGUGUGCUCUAGAGUCUACCCAACAUCACGGUUGCUCAGCAUACAUUUAUCUGAAUCUCAUGAUUCUUUCUUUCAGGCGAAAGUUGCACGCGGCUAUCCCAUGUAUGAAUGCCUUGUAGAAGGCUGUGAUUUGAAGUUCAAGAACUAUAAAAGUCGGCAACAGCAUCUGGUGGACAAGCAUAAAUUCCCCACUUCAUUCGAGUUUUUCAAGAAGGCUCAACCUUCCAAAAAACAGAGGCAGAAGAACCAACGUAAACAAGCUAUUCCUAAGAAGGCAGAUGCAUCUUGUAUGGAAGUAGAAAACGAAACCAUUGAUAGCCUUGUUUCUGCUGUCUCCAAAUUAAGCACUUCAGACUCCAGCCCCUCAUCCAUCAGUUUUGGUCGUCGACCCACUCGCGGCUUGACAUUUGUCCCACGAGCUGUUCAACGUGAGAAAAAACCAGACUCCACAUAGGAACAAAGAGAUGGCAAACCUACGAGCCAAUGUGCUUAGGAUUUGUUAUAAUGGUUUGCCUUUUUCCCGCACCUGUAGGUUUGGCUUCUUGCAAUCAACUUGGAAACAGAUUCUUUGAAAAUGUUGUAGGUGAUGAUGGUUAAUUGUUCUUUAGGAAUUUCCUAUGUACCUAUCGAAGGCUUGUCUGACACCCUCUGAUUUCAAGGAUGUCUUAGGUUCACCGAUGAGGACGAUAUUGUUGUAAUGAUUGGACCGGAGAAAUCACACCUUCAUUUAGCUGAA
Molecule: messenger RNA, 1139 nt
Organism: Prunus mume (Japanese apricot)
Lineage: Eukaryota; Viridiplantae; Streptophyta; Magnoliopsida; Rosales; Rosaceae
Product: nucleic acid binding / zinc ion binding protein
Source: RefSeq, a predicted model, not a curated record